Messenger RNA from Aureobasidium subglaciale EXF-2481, 1224 nucleotides. RefSeq lists its product as uncharacterized. Gene Ontology annotation, molecular function: epoxide hydrolase activity. Gene Ontology annotation, biological process: epoxide metabolic process. NCBI's taxonomy places the organism in Eukaryota, Fungi, Ascomycota, Dothideomycetes, Dothideales, Saccotheciaceae. The transcript has 5 exons. The record is from RefSeq and is a predicted model, not a curated record. The coding region runs from base 1 to 1224 and encodes 407 amino acids.
AUGGCCGACUACGCCCAAGUUCCAUCAACCGCAAAGGUUCAACCCAAGCCUUACAAGGUGGAAAUCGAUGCCAAUGACAUUCAAUCUAUGAAACACUUGCUCGCUCACUCCAGGAUUGGUCCUGCGACCUACGAAAAUCAACAAAAAGAUCGUAGAUUCGGUAUGAACAGAGACUGGCUCAUCGAAGCCAAGAAGCAUUGGGAAGGCGCCUAUGACUGGAGAAGAUGCGAGCAAAAAAUAAACUCAUUCCCAAACUUCACAAUCCCCAUAACAGACGAUCAAGGCUCAGACUUCACCAUCCACUUCAUCGCCCUCUUCUCCAAAAACCCCAAUGCGAUCCCCCUAGCCUUUUUCCACGGCUGGCCCGGCAGCAUCCUAGAAUUCCUGGACAUGCUUUCAGUCAUCAAGAAACAGUAUCCUGAUCCUGCUGACUUGCCUUAUCAUAUCAUCGUUCCUUCAUUGCCAGGGUAUGCGUUUUCUUCUUCUCCACCGGUGGAUAGAGAUUUCAAGGCUGAGCAUAUGGCGCCUGUUAUGGAUGCUUUGAUGCAGGCGUUGGGUUUUGGGGAUGGGUAUAUUGCUCAAGGAGGGGACCUUGGGAGUUUUAUUGCUAGACAGUUGGGUGUGGAGAGUGGGGCUUGUAAAGCUUUCCACAUCAACCUCUACACACUUCCUCCACCUUCUAACGCUGACUCCCUCCACAUCUCCGAUCUUGAGAAAAAGGGACUCGAGCGUGGAAAAGCAUUCCGUGACUCUGGCUCUGCAUAUGCAAUGGAACACGGCACCCGCACAGCAACAAUCGGCCUCACGCUGUCUUCCUCACCUCUGGCUCUACUCUCUUGGAUCGGCGAAAAGUUCCUAGAGUGGACAGAUGAAGACCCCAGUGUUGACGAGAUACUCGACUCGGUAUCUUUGUAUUGGUUGACAGAUACUUAUGCUAGAUGCAUCUAUCCUUAUCGCAGUCUUUUCGGCUCCCAAGCUCCCAGCGGCCAAAACCCUCGCUUCCGACAACCGAGCAAGAAACCUCAAGGCUACUCCUAUUUCCCCAAGGAAAUCUCUCCCACACCAAUUUCUUGGGUCAAGGAGACUGGAAACUUUGCCUUUACCAAUUCUCAUGAGAAGGGUGGGCAUUUUGCUGCUAUGGAGAAGCCAGAAGAGCUUUGGGGUGAUGUUGAGAAUUUUGUCAAGGAGGCUUGGGGAAAGGAGAAGGGUGGGAGCAAGAUGUAG